CAAUUAUUUUAAUUUCAUUUUUUUUUUAUUUGAAAAAAUGGAACCCAAUAUUUGUGCAAUUCAAAUGAUCCAACACCUAGUUUUGGGCGAAUUGUUCUCUCCUCCAUAUCCAGCCAUUGUCAGCCAUAGUUCUCACAAAGUUGUGUUUGGGUCUCUCACAUUUCACAAUCUGCUGUUUAUUUCUCAUCAGUCUCUCAUGGAUAAAGACUUUUAGAGAGAGAGAGAGAGAGAGGAUGUUGCAAAGAGCAGCAAGGAAUGCAUAUUCAUGGUGGUGGGCCAGCCACAUCAGGACAAAGCAGUCAAAAUGGUUGGAUCAAAACAUCAUAGAUAUGCAGGAGAAGGUGGAGUACAUACUCAAAAUCAUCGAGGAGGACGGGGACUCCUUUGCCCAAAGGGCAGAAAUGUACUACAGGAAGAGACCGGAACUAGUGAACUUUGUGGAAGACUCUUUUCGAGGGUACAGAGCUUUGGCAGAGCGGUAUGAUCACCUAUCAAGAGAGCUACAAACCGCAAAUAGAACCAUUGCCACAGUUUACCCUGAACAAGUACAACUCGCAAUGGACGAUGAAGAUGAAGAAAGUUUCCCAGCAAUGACAUCGAUUCCUCCUUGUGAUCCUCAAAAAUGCCCAAAGAAUUUACCAGCUGCCCCAAAGUUAGACAUCCCGAAAAACCGCAAAAUCCCACUGAAAAGUUCCAAGGACCCAGAUAGAUCAAUUUCGAAAAAGGGACUGCUCAAAAUGAGUGUUCCCACCAAUGCUACAGAUACAAAUUUGGCGGCAGGCAUAACCAAGGGGCUGGAGGAAAUUGAUAAGCUUCAAAAGAGCAUUUUGGCUCUUCAAACCGAGAAGGAGUUUGUGAAAAGCUUGUAUGAAAGUGGGGUUGCGAAGUAUUGGGAGAUCGAAGAGAAGGUCACAGAAAUGCAAGCAAAAGUUAAUGACUUACAAGAUGAGUUUGGCAUCGGUACAUUCAUUGAAGAUGAUGAGGCUCGAACAUUGAUGGCUGCCACGGCCUUGAAAUCGUGCCAGGAGGCCUUGAUUCAGUUGCAGGAGAAACAAGAGCACUUAAACGAAGAGGCUAGAGCGGAGCACCAAAGAAUUAAAGAAGCUCAUGAGAAGUUGGAGAUUCUCAAGGGAAACUCUGGCAACAAAAAAUGCCUCUCGGAGAACCUUGAGUGUGGGAGCACUAGCAUGGAUUUAAGGGACUCGGAGCAAGAGAGUCAUGAUGUGGAAUUGUUGAGGGAAAAGAUUAAAGAACAAUUGAAAGUGGAUUCUAGUACAUCUCUUACAAUGUCGGAGUUCGCAGAGAAGAUUGAUGACCUUGUUGACAAGGUUAUUACUUUGGAAACCGCGGUGUCUUCACAGAAUGCUUUGGUGAAAAGAUUGAGAUCGGAAACAAGCGAGAUUCAAGCAAAUCUUCGGAGUAUGGAGGAGGACAAGGAGGCUCUAAUCGAGGGGUUGGAUAGCAAGAGCAACAAGAUAAGAGAGUUGGAGCAAGAAUUGGUUAGGAUUCAAAGUCUCCACCAAAAUGUCAACCAACAAAACAGGAAUCUCCAGAUUCAUGUCACUGAAGCAAAUUUCAGCGUUGAUCUUCUCUCUGAAAAACUGGAAACCGUGAAGCAGGAUGAGGAGGUCGACAAUCCGAACAAUCACCUUGUUAAUCUUUCCUCUACUGGCCACGAUUCAGCGGUCUCAAAAGAUGCGGAAACAGGAGAGAAAGCAAAGAAAGAUGACACUCUGGUUCAAAGCGCUUCAUUCAGAAUUGAGGAUGACAACUUUGUUGUGUUCAAUUUGAGCAGUCAUGUUGGUGACGUUUUGUUACCAGUUGUAGGGAGAGAUGAUUAUCCUGAUCAUAAAAAUCCAUUUAAAGCUGAACAAGAAUUCUCAUUUCAGCUCAAUCCGUUGGAACACGUUGAAAAUCUUUCGGUAAAUGGCCAAGUUGAGGCAGCUUUGGGUACCAAUCCCUUUGAUGAUGAUCCGAGAAAAGGUCAGGUGAUAGAGGAUCAAGAAGUUGAAAAAGAGAGAACAUUGAAAGAGCAUGAAGGUGUCACCGGGCCUAGUAAUGACUCAGUUAUCUCAAACGAUGUGAUUAUGGAACAAAAGAACAAUGAAGACACGGUGGAUCCUGCUAAUGAUUCACCGAUCACAAAAGAUGCAAAAGCAACAAAGGAAGCAAUGAAAGAUGAAUCAAACCCAAGUAAAUUGGAGUCGCGAGAAGUGGAAACUGAGGAUGAAAGCCAACCAGAUUGGAGGCAACUGUUCAUGAAUGGAUUGGAUGACAGAGAAACGAUGCUGUUGCAGCAGUACACUACAAUUCUCAGGAACUUUAAGGAAACAAAGAAGAGGCUUAGUGAAAUGGAGAAGAAAAACCACGAUAGCCUCUUCAAAUCCACGUCGCAGAUCAAAGAACUGAAAAAUUCUAAUGCACUGAAGGAUGCGGAGAUUCGAUCUUUGCAUAAAAAACUCAAAUUGCUCCAAACGUGUCUCGAGGAAACUCUAGACACCGAGCAGGAAGGUCCUGUGGAGAGCGUGACAAGUGAAGAAACUGAUCAAAAGCCAGUCUCUGAUUUGCUAGAUGGACACAAAGUUGAAUCUCCAGAAAGCAAAGAAGACUCAAAUGAACCAGAAUCAAUUAACUUUCCUGGAAAAGGAGAAGGCAAGAAAAAGGUAGUUUCAUGCGUUGAACCUUGUGUCCUUUCAAGGGUUGAAGAGAAGAUUCGCUCCGACAUUGAUGGAUUGCUUGAGGAAAACAUUGAGUUCUGGUUGAGAUUUAGCACCUCACUUCACCAAAUACAGAAAUUCCAAAAUUCAGUUGGGGAUUUAGAAGAAGAAUUAGCUAAAGUCAUGGAAACCAAGAAACAAGAAGGGAGUUCUAAACGCCAUUCGCUGAAUUCAGAUGUUCGUCCAAUAUACACACACCUAAGAGAAAUACGAACUGAAUUGGCAAUGUGGUUGGAACAUAAUUCAUUAAUAGAAGAUGAGUUGCAAAACAGAUUGUCAUCGCUGUCAAACAUUCAAGAAGAGAUAUCAAGGCUUUCGAAUGCAGGGUUGAAAGAGGAAGAAGAAGAAAGUGAACUGAGUGACUAUGAGGCUGCGAAGUUUCAAGGGGAGGUUUUGAACAUGAAGCAAGAGAACAACAAGGUUGCGUAUAAAUUUCAGGCGGGGCUUGAACGCGUUAAAGAAUUGCAAGGUGAGAUCACGAAGAUACUUGAGAAUUUGGAGGAAGAAUUGGGGAUUUCGUCUGGAACGAAAAAUCGGCCAUCAAAGAAUUCUUCUAGUCGGAGGAUCCCGUUGCGGUCUUUUCUGUUUGGAGUUAGGUUGAGGAAGCAGAGUGCAUCAUUGUUCCAGUGCAUGAGUCCUUCACUGCAAAAACAGUACAGUGACUUGACUUCAAUGCCUCCACCAACAUAGUUUGGGUUUUGUUUUUGUUUUUGUUGUUGUUGAUUAGAGUGUAAUUUGAGAUAGUCUGGUGUUAAAUUGUUCCCAAGUAAAGCAGUUAUUCAUAUUUUUCAGUCCAAUCGAAUUUCAAAAAACUUGAUUCUAUAACAAAAACUAAAGCUAGGAAACCCAGCUUCAACAAUGUUGUUCCACUAGCAUAAAUGUUAUUUUGACACUUCUAGGCCAUUGCUUUGGUGCCGUUUAACAA
Messenger RNA from Camellia sinensis, 3642 nucleotides. NCBI's taxonomy places the organism in Eukaryota, Viridiplantae, Streptophyta, Magnoliopsida, Ericales, Theaceae. The record is from RefSeq and is a predicted model, not a curated record.